GCGGCCGCCGCGCUGUUGCUGCUGUUGCUGCCCCGGGCCCGAGCGGACGAGCACGAACACACGUAUCAAGAUAAAGAGGAAGUUGUCUUGUGGAUGAAUACUGUUGGGCCUUACCAUAAUCGCCAAGAAACAUAUAAGUACUUUUCACUUCCAUUCUGUGUUGGGUCAAAAAAAAGUAUCAGCCAUUACCAUGAAACUCUAGGAGAAGCACUUCAAGGAGUGGAGUUGGAAUUUAGUGGUCUGGAUAUUAAAUUUAAAGAUGAUGUGAUGCCAGCCACUUACUGUGAAAUUGACUUAGAUAAGGAAAAAAGAGAUGCAUUUGUUUAUGCUAUCAAAAAUCACUACUGGUACCAGAUGUACAUAGAUGACUUACCAAUAUGGGGUAUUGUUGGUGAAGCAGAUGAAAAUGGAGAAGAUUAUUAUCUCUGGACCUACAAAAAACUUGAAAUUGGUUUUAAUGGAAAUCGAAUUGUUGAUGUUAAUUUAACUAGUGAAGGGAAGGUGAAACUAGUUCCAAAUACAAAAAUACAGAUGUCAUAUUCAGUAAAAUGGAAAAAGUCAGAUGUAAAAUUUGAAGAUCGAUUUGACAAAUAUCUUGAUCCGUCAUUUUUUCAACAUAGGAUCCAUUGGUUUUCAAUUUUUAACUCCUUCAUGAUGGUGAUCUUCUUGGUGGGCUUAGUUUCAAUGAUUUUAAUGAGAACUUUAAGAAAAGAUUAUGCCCGGUACAGUAAAGAAGAAGAAAUGGAUGACAUGGAUAGAGACCUAGGAGAUGAAUAUGGAUGGAAGCAGGUGCAUGGAGAUGUAUUUAGACCAUCAAGUCACCCACUGAUAUUUUCUUCUCUCAUUGGUUCUGGGUGUCAGAUAUUUGCAGUGUCUCUCAUUGUUAUUAUUGUUGCAAUGAUAGAAGAUUUAUAUACAGAGAGGGGUUCAAUGCUCAGUACAGCCAUAUUUGUCUAUGCUGCUACAUCUCCAGUGAAUGGUUAUUUUGGAGGAAGUCUGUAUGCUAGACAAGGAGGAAGGAGAUGGAUAAAGCAGAUGUUUAUUGGGGCAUUUCUUAUCCCAGCUAUGGUGUGCGGCACUGCCUUCUUCAUCAACUUUAUAGCCAUUUAUUACCACGCCUCAAGAGCCAUUCCUUUUGGAACAAUGGUGGCUGUUUGUUGCAUUUGCUUUUUUGUUAUUCUUCCUUUAAAUCUUGUUGGUACAAUUCUUGGCCGAAAUCUGUCAGGCCAGCCCAACUUCCCUUGUCGAGUCAAUGCUGUGCCUCGUCCUAUACCAGAGAAAAAAUGGUUUAUGGAGCCUGCAGUUAUUGUUUGCCUGGGAGGAAUUUUACCUUUUGGCUCAAUCUUUAUUGAAAUGUAUUUCAUCUUCACCUCUUUCUGGGCAUAUAAGAUCUACUAUGUCUAUGGCUUCAUGAUGCUGGUGCUGGUCAUUCUGUGCAUUGUGACUGUUUGCGUGACCAUCGUCUGCACAUACUUCCUGCUAAAUGCGGAGGACUAUAGGUGGCAAUGGACAAGUUUUCUCUCUGCUGCAUCAACUGCAAUCUAUGUUUACAUGUAUUCCUUUUACUACUAUUUUUUCAAAACAAAGAUGUAUGGCUUAUUUCAGACAUCAUUUUACUUUGGAUAUAUGGCCGUAUUUAGCACAGCCUUGGGGAUAAUGUGUGGAGCAAUUGGUUACAUGGGAACAAGUGCCUUUGUCCGAAAAAUCUAUACUAAUGUGAAAAUUGACUAGAGAUACAAAAAAACCUGGAACUUUGGAUCAAUUUCUCUUUCAUAGUGGUGGAACUUGCACAGCAAAAAAGGAAAGCGCAAGAAGAAAUUUGGGCUUAACACUGGGUACACUGUGGGUCUCUCUUUCAUGGAUGGCUUAAAGUAACAUCUAUUUCCAUUGAUCCUAGGUUCUUACUGACUGCUUUCUCCAACUGUUCACAGCAAAUGUGUGGAUUUUAUGCAGUAGGCAUUACUACAGUACAUGGCUAAUCUUCCCAAAAACUAGCUCAUUAAAGAUGAAAUAGACCAGCUCUCUUCAGUGAAGAGGACAAAUAGUUUAUUUAAAGCAUUUGUUCCAAUAUAAAUAAAUAAGAGGGAAACUUGGAUGCUAAAAGUACAUGAAUAGAAAUCUUCCUGGCACUUAGUAUUUCUAUGUUCUUGAAAAAUGAUGUUCCAGAAAGAUUACCUUUUCUUUUAUUUUUACUGCCAUUGUUGACCUAUUGUGGGACAUUUUUAUAUAUUGAAUCUGGGUUCUUUUUUGAUCUGUUAUUAGUUGUCCAUGACCUGCACCCCGCACCCCAACGCAACUGCAUCCUUUUUUAAAAAAGGAAAAAAAAAAAAAGAAAACUUAGCCAAGUUAAAUUCUGCAUGUAAUAUAUCUGCUGUCAUCUUAGUCAGACCAACUUUCCAUUUAUUUAUCUUAAAAUUAUCCAAUUACAUCUUAAUUCCAUCCAAAGAUACAGUCCGAAGAUAGAUGUGUAUUCUCUAUAUGCAAUUUACUGUACAGUUAGAAAGCAAAGUAUUAAAUGGAGAAGGUACUUGUUUUUAUAAACAUUUGAGAUUUAGAUAAUCUACAUUUUAACUGAGUAUCUAAAGUGAUUAUCCCCUCACCCCCCAGUUAGUCUCACAUCUUUUUUUGGGUUUGAAUGAAGGCUUUACAUGAGAAAUUAUUAAAAACAAGGGGGGGUGGGUAAUAAAUGUAUAUAACAUUAAAUAAUGUAACGUAGGUGUAGAUUUCCAACUGCAUUUGGAUGUACAGACUGAAUAGGGAGUACUUUUUCUGAUGAUUGGUGUAGAAAUAUGUGAAUUUGGGUGGCUUUUUACAUCUUGCCUACCAUUGCAUGAAACAUUGGGGUUCCUUCAAAAUGUGUGUGUCAUACUUCUUUUGGGUGGGGGGUGUUUUAUUCUGUUUCUUUUCUGAGACUCAUACAGGAGCUAAAUUUGUAAUUUAGAAACAUUUAAUUUUGUUAAUCCUGUCUGGGACAUUUAAAUAACAUCUAAAGCAUCAUUGCUUUAGAAUGUUCAAAUAAAAUUUCCUGACCAAA
This is a messenger RNA of Dipodomys ordii (Ord's kangaroo rat), 3034 nucleotides long. It is a transcript of the gene Tm9sf3, whose product is annotated as transmembrane 9 superfamily member 3. NCBI's taxonomy places the organism in Eukaryota, Metazoa, Chordata, Mammalia, Rodentia, Heteromyidae. Gene Ontology annotation, biological process: protein localization to membrane. Gene Ontology annotation, cellular component: membrane. The record is from RefSeq and is a predicted model, not a curated record. The transcript is spliced from 15 exons. Bases 94 to 1731 code for a protein of 545 amino acids.